CUGACUGUUUGACGGCAGUCCCACAGCUGUAAAAGUUAGUUGGAGGGUGAGAAAGAAAUAAACAUUUAAUAAUCUCAGAGAAGAAGAGGGCUGGCGGUGAUUUGAAGCGGCAUGUCUGAAUAUCCGCCCUUCCAGUAUGGCAAGUCUCGUUUCGACCAGAACACGUUUUUUGGCCGGUUCAGGCACUUCUUGGACGUGAUUGACCCCAGCACGCUCUUUGUGACAGAGAAACGGCUGUGGGAGUGCGUCGAGCUGCUUGACCAUUUCAAGCAAGGAACUCUGCCUCUGGGAGUGACGGAUGCUCAGCUUUGGCAAGCCCAGAAAAUAAAGCAGGCCAUCAUCCACCCCGACACAGGGGAGAAGAUCCUCAUGCCUUUUCGGAUGUCAGGUUUUAUCCCGUUUGGCACACCAGUGGUUGUUGGCCUCCUUCUCCCUAAUCAAACACUUGCAUCUACCGUCUUCUGGCAGUGGUUGAACCAAAGUCACAAUGCCUGUGUUAACUACAGCAACCGCAAUGCCUCCAAGCCAGCUCCAGCUUCCAAGUUCCUGCUGGGAUACCUUGGGGCGGUUACCAGUGCAGUGUCCAUUGCUGUUGGGUUAAACGUUUUAAUCCAGAGAGCGAGCCGCUUCAGCCCAACCACCAGGCUUUUGGUGCAGAGGUUCAUCCCCUUCCCAGCAGUGGCGAGUGCAAAUGUCUGCAACGUGGUGCUCAUGAGACACUCUGAGCUGUCAGAGGGCAUCAGCGUGCUCGACAACAACGGCAACGUAGUGGGAACAUCAAGAGUAGCUGCCAGGCAUGCUCUCUUGGAGACGGCCCUGACCAGAGUAGUCAUGCCCAUGCCAAUCCUGGUGCUUCCUCCCCUGAUCAUGUCUGCACUGGAAAAGCUCCCUCUCCUGCAGAGACAAAAGAGGCUCGUCCUGCCUGUCCACAGUCUCGUGUGUCUCGCUGCCUUCAGCCUGGCUCUGCCGCUUGCCAUCAGUUUGUUUCCACAGAUGUCGCAGAUCAGUGUAGAUCAGCUGGAGCCAGAGAUCGCCAUGGCAACUGACUGUAAGAUUGUGACAUACAAUAAAGGACUUUGAGUGAUCGCUACCAAAACUGAAAUGUGAAGAAAGUACGCUCGAGCCGCCCUGACGCUGCCAGGGAAUUAAUUGUGUCAAAUUUGGCUGCUGCUGCAGUGGCUUUAGCACACGUUUGGACAACAACAGCUGAUACGAAGAAUCAGCAGCAACAGUGAUAAGAAAAUAUGUAUCACAACACGAGGAGACAAAGCCAAACAAGUGCAUUUUGAGGGUAACAGCCCAGUUAGGCUGAUUAAUUAGGUUAACAAAACCCAUAAGCUUGCUUGGUUCCUUGAGGCUUUUUCCACAACGAGCAGACCGCUAACCAUAGAUCAAAGAUGGGCAAAUUAAAAUGUCUGGACAAAUAAAUGUGUAAACUGUGAAUGAAAUGAAGAUACAAAUGCUUCCCGCCUUUUUUGUUUUGUUUUUGACCCUUCAAUAUGAGUCAGUACCUUCCUGUGACCCAAGGCGAUGUAUGUCUAUAACCUGGAAGUAUUUCAAUCAACGUGGAAAUAAGAAAGCAGCCAAGAUCAAUCUUUUUGAAUCUGAAUGAUUAUUUUUGCUCUCUUGGGGUGCUGUGACUCACGUUCGCAACUACUGAUUUAUGUAUUUUUAAAGUAGCUUUGCUGUGAAUUGCGUUUCUCUGGUGUCUGCACAACAAAUAUAUACACAGCCUGAUUGUGUUUGUUUAAGUUUCCUUGCAUCUCAAUGAGCCAAGUCUUCCCUGUGACCACUAUCAGCUUUAAAUUCCUCCAGUGAAAGAGUGACUCAGUUUCUAAUGAAAAAGUUGCAGUUUUGGUUCAGAGUGAAAGCCAGAACAUUAUAAUUAAGCAAAUAUUGCAAAAGCAUAAAUAAAUACACAAUUGUGACAU
Messenger RNA from Pundamilia nyererei, 1931 nucleotides. RefSeq names its product sideroflexin 5a (gene sfxn5a). NCBI's taxonomy places the organism in Eukaryota, Metazoa, Chordata, Actinopteri, Cichliformes, Cichlidae. Gene Ontology annotation, molecular function: monoatomic ion transmembrane transporter activity; citrate transmembrane transporter activity. Gene Ontology annotation, cellular component: mitochondrial inner membrane. Gene Ontology annotation, biological process: mitochondrial transmembrane transport; monoatomic ion transport; citrate transport. The record is from RefSeq and is a predicted model, not a curated record. The coding region runs from base 112 to 1080 and encodes 322 amino acids. The transcript has 14 exons.